CCUGGAGUCAUGGCGUUCACCCAUUACAGCAGUCUCAACCGGGCUCAACUAACCUUUGAAUAUCUACACACAAAUUCAACCACUCACGAAUUUUUGUUUGGUGCUCUUGCUGAACUGGUUGAUAAUGCGAGAGAUGCCGACGCCACCCGAAUUGAUAUUUACGCUGAAAGACGGGAGGACCUUCAAGGAGGAUUCAUGCUUUGUUUUCUGGAUAACGGAGCAGGAAUGGAUCCAAACGAUGCCAUUAAUGUGAUCCAGUUUGGGAAAUCAGCCAAACGAACACCAGAGUCCGCACAGAUCGGGCGGUAUGGGAACGGGCUCAAAUCAGGCUCCAUGCGCAUCGGGAAGGAUUUUAUCCUCUUCACCAAGAAGGAAGACACCAUGAGCUGCCUCUUUCUAUCUCGAACUUUUCAUGAGGAAGAAGGCAUUGAUGAAGUGAUAGUCCCAUUACCUACUUGGAGUACUCAGACUCGAGAACCUGUCACAGACAAUGUGGAGAAGUUUGCCAUUGAGACGGAACUCAUCUACAAGUACUCUCCUUUCCACUCUGAGGCCGAGGUGAUGACCCAGUUCACGAAGAUUUCUGGGACUAGUGGAACCCUGGUCAUCAUCUUUAAUCUCAAACUCAUGGACAACGGAGAACCUGAACUAGACAUAACCUCAAAUCCAAAAGAUAUCCGGAUGGCAGAGCUAUCCCAAGAAGGCACAAAGCCAGAGCGCCACUCCUUCAGUGCUUAUGCCUCUGUGCUUUAUAUCCACCCUCGGAUGAGGAUUUUCAUUCACGGGCACAAGGUGCGAACCAAAAACCUCUCCUGCUGCCUGUAUAGGCCCAGGAAGUACGUGUUCACGUCGAGCCGCUUUAAGGCCCGGGCAGAACAAGAGGUCAGGAAGGCAGAUCAGAUAGCCCGGCUUGCUGAAGAGAGGGCCCGGGAGGCAGAGAGCAAAGCCCGUGCAUUACAAGUCCACAUAGGUGGAGAUGUCACACGGGACUCCAGGGUGAUGUUGCGUCAGGUCCAGAGCACAGCCAUCGCUCUUCGAAGAGAAGCCGACGUCAAGAAGAGGAUCAGAGAUGCCAAGCAGCGAGAGCUCAAAGAACCCAGGGAACUGAAUUUUGUUUUCGGUGUCAACAUUGAACAUCGUGACCACGAUGGCAUGUUUAUCUACAACUGUAGCCGCCUCAUCAAGAUGUAUGAGAAAGUGGGCCCACAGCUGGAGAAGGGCAUGGCCUGUGGUGGGGUUGUCGGCAUCGUCGAUGUGCCCUGCUUGGUCCUGGAGCCCACACACAACAAGCAAGACUUCGCCAAUGCCAGGGAGUACCGCCACCUUCUGCGGGCCAUGGGGGAGCACCUGGCCCAGUACUGGGAAGACAUCGCCAUUGCUCAGCGUGGCCUCACUAAGUUCUGGGAUGAGUUUGGCUACCUCUCAGCCAACUGGAACCGACCCCCAUCUGAUGAGCUGCGUUUCAAACGCAAGAGGGCCAUGCAAGUCCCGACCACCAUGCAGUGUGACCUGUGUCUGAAGUGGAGAACCCUUCCCUUCCAGCUAAGUGCUGUAGAAGAAGAUUACCCAGACACCUGGGUCUGUGCCAUGAACCCUGACCUUGAACAGGACCGCUGUGAGGCUUUUGAACUGAAGCAGAAGAUUCCUCUGGGGAUAUUAAAAAAGGCCCCAAAGACACAAGAAGAAAGGCGGAAGCAGCUGACAGAGAAAAUCCACCAGCAGCAGAGGAAGCUUAAGGCCCUGAAGAAAACCAAGCCCAUCCAUACCCAAGGUGACCUGAAGAAAUUACCUUUGGAAGUGACCACCAGAUGUCCUGCUCAGAGACUUCAGUGUCCUCAACCACUUCUUUGUGCAGUGAGGAAGAAUGCUCGAAGAAGAACCCAGCUGUUGCAUUCUCCUCGACCAUUCAGACAGCUCCAAAGGGCUUCUGUCUUCUGUACCAAUGCAAAAUCUCCUGCUCUGGCAGCCCAAACAGAAGCCAUGCUGCUCCAGCCACCUAAGACAUCCCAAAAGCUAGUAAACCCUCUGCUCAAAACUGUAUUCCAGCCCACUCUUCAGAUACAAUCACUGUCACCAUCUGUAGUCCCCAAUUCCAACAACCUUUGGAAGGUUGAAACCCCCAAAGCCAUGAAGACUCCAGUGGCAGAGAGGCCAGAUCCAGCUGGUAAACCCUCACUGGUACCUUGUAAUCUUAAGCGGAGUCUUGAGGUCUCUGAUGAGGAAGACGCUGAGGAGAGAAGGAAGGAGAUGUCCAAACGCGCAAGGUUUACUGUGAAGGAAGAAAAGGUUCAGGCAAGUGAGCUCUCAGACAGUGCUGAGGAGGAGAAUCCAUCUGACCUUAAGACUGCUGAGAAAGACAAAGGGCUGUAUGUGGAGGUGCGUGUGAAGAAAGGGUGCUACAAAGGCCACGUCACAGCCGUGGAGGUGAGUGAGAAUAUGGUGUGGUGGAAGGUCAAAUUUGAGGAUGUGCCCAAAGAUACCACGCCGAGAGACUGCUGGGUGGAAAAAGGCAGUGAAAAUGUGUGGCUGAUAAAGCUGUCUCCGGAGUUUCAGAGCACUGACAGGCAGCAGGAGGGUAGGAAAGAGGAGGACACUGUGGUCCAGCAGGCUAUGGCCCCGCAGGGGACCUUCACUUCUGAAUGCUUCGGCACUGAACCUGACACUACUGCCCCACAGGCCAGCCGUAAGACCAUUGACCUUCUGGUCCAGAUUCUUUGGAAUUUCUUACAGUAUUUCAUGCCUCAGAGUUUUCCCAUAUCAAAGAAGGAGCUGAGGGCGAUGAAUUCAGAAGAAUUACUGUCUCUUCCUCUGAAAGAGUGCUUCAAGCAAUACGAAAUGGGACUCCAGAAUCUCUGCCACUCUUACCAAAGCAGUGCUGACUCACAAGCCAAGGCCUCCGAGGAAAGCCUGUGCAUCUCCCAGAAAAAACUUCAUGAGACGGAGGAAAAACUCCACAAGCUGCGGACCAAUGUUCUGGCCCUCCUGAAAAAGGCUCAGGAGGACAUUUGCAUCGGCACAGAUGACGAGCUGGAUGCCUACAUUGAGAAUCUUAUCAGCACUGAAGACUGA
Messenger RNA from Meriones unguiculatus (Mongolian gerbil), 3069 nucleotides. Its product is annotated as ATPase MORC2B-like. The record is from RefSeq and is a predicted model, not a curated record. Gene Ontology annotation, cellular component: nucleus. Bases 10 to 3069 code for a protein of 1019 amino acids. Gene Ontology annotation, molecular function: zinc ion binding. The transcript has a single exon. Lineage: Eukaryota; Metazoa; Chordata; Mammalia; Rodentia; Muridae.